GUUGCCCAAUGUAAGUUACCUGCCUGUAUUCUGACACCCGAAACUCCUCAGAUGCCCGCAUGAAAUGUUCCAAACACGUGUUUAGAAAUUAUAUUAUUUACAUCAACAAAUUCAAUUGAAUGAUUUUACUUUUUUAAUUCAGAGAGAUUUUUAUAUUUUGCAAGUUAAGUUCCUUCAACUGUGAAGUAGAUAAGGCAUAAUAUGUCAAGAAAAAAGGGUAAUCGUGGACCAAAGAAGAAAAACAGUCACUUUAGUGGAAAGAGAAAACCUCGAGAAUCCUACGAUGACAUUGUGAAGGAGAAUGAACUGCUUGAGAAAUUUUACAAAGCUCAACAUGUAGUUCCUGAGGAUGAAUGGGAGAGUUUUAUGGAGAGUUUAAGGGCAGCAUUGCCAUCAACAUUCAGAAUAACAGGAAUAAGAGGGCAUGCAGAGGAACUUCUAAAAUAUUUGAAAAAAUAUUAUAUUGAGAAAUUGAAUGGUGCUAAAGAAGAACUUGGUGAAGAACUGGACUGCUUUGGUAAACCAUUAACAUGGUACCCGGAUGAGUUAGCUUGGCAAAUUAAUUUAACUCGACGAUUUAUCAGACGAUCGGGCAUGGUGUCAAAUUUUCACAAAUUUCUUAUUCACGAAGCUGAAAUGGGUAACUUAAGCCGUCAAGAAGCUGUGAGUAUGAUACCACCUCUCCUCAUUGAUGUUGAACCUCAUCAUAAGAUAUUGGAUCUUUGUGCAGCACCUGGUUCAAAGACAGCUCAGUUGAUUGAAAUGCUCCAUGAGAAAGAGCCGACUACCUUGCCUGAAGGUUUUGUAAUAGCUAAUGAUAUUGAUCCAAAACGUUGUUACAUGUUGGUCCAUCAAAGUCGAAGAAUUCACAGUCCUUGUUGCUUGGUAACAAAUCAUGACGCAGCUUCAUUUCCUGAUAUUAACAUCAAACAGGAAGGCUCAGAGGAGGUGUCACCAAUGCUGUUUGACAGAAUAUUGUGUGAUGUUCCUUGCAGUGGAGAUGGCACAAUGAGAAAAAAUCCCCAAAUUUGGAAGAAAUGGAAUCCAGAAAUUGGUGUGAACCUUCACAAAAUCCAGUUAAGAAUUCUUGUAAGAGCAGUUGAGAUGUUAGCUAUUGGUGGUAGGGUUGUUUAUUCCACAUGUUCUAUGAAUCCUGUAGAAGACGAAGCUGUUGUUUCCCAGUUGCUUCUAAGAACUCAGGGCUCAGUUGAGUUGAUUGAUGUGUCUGACAGAUUGCCUCUCUUAAAAAGAUCACCUGGUCUUCUUCACUGGAAGAUUCAGACAAAAGACGGUAGGCCGGUUCCAAGCUUCACAGAAUGCAGUACAUCUGACCGCACGCAUGGCUUUCUUGAAUCAAUGUGGCCACCCAGCAUCGAAGACGCGGAGAAAUUCAACUUGAAACGUUGUUGGCGAUUAUACCCACAUCAACAAGACACGGGAGGGUUCUUUAUUGCUGUUCUGGAGAAGAAAUCUCCAUUGCCGUGGACAGCAGGAUUUCGUCCACAUCAUAAGUUGUUGCCAUGGGAAAUUACGAAGAAGGAAAAGAAGGAAUCAAAACGUGCUGAAGUCAUCGAGGAUGAAAAUGAAGGAAAGGUAACGGAGAACAUGUCAAAAGAAAAUGAGAACAACUCCGCUGAAUUGAGGAAACCAUCGCUGGAAAAUUGCGAGGAAACGACGAAUGAAAAAGACUUGGAUAAGGUGGAAUUAGAAAAACCCGCAGAAGAAAGAACAGAAUCCGACGUAAAAUGUCCAGGUGUAACAGAACCUCAAAGAAAAAGAAGAAAAUUUGACCCGAAGUCCGACUGCAAGGAGAAUCCAUUUGUGUUCGUUGAAGAUGUGGACACUCAUUGGAAUACUAUCAGAAAAUUCUACGAGAUUUCCAGUGAUUUUCCGGAGAGUGUUUUACUGGUGCGGUCAGCUAGUGAAAGAAAACGCACGAUUUACUUUGUAUCUGUUGGACUUGCAGCCAUGUUGAAAAAUGUUGAUCAAGAGAAGUUCAAUGUCAUAAAUGCUGGCUUAAGAUUAUUUACAAGAUGCGAAAAUAGUGAUCAAGAUUGGUCGUUUAGAAUUAAUGGAGAGGCCCUUGAGACAAUCUUGCCGUUUCUGUCAAACAAACGUGUGAUCAAUGUACCUCAAGAGGAUCUCGUUAGGAUAUUGGUGGAUACGAGUCCGAAAGUCUCUCAAAUGACAACGGAGACGAAGUCCGCGCUUGGAAAUAUCGGCCCUGGUUGUAUUGUUUUUUCAUAUGAUCCUAAGAAUAGAAAAGAGGUGGACACACUUAGCGUAAAAAUCGCUGUCUGUGGUUGGAGAAGCAACACGGUUAUCUUACGCAGUUUGAUUGCUAAGGGAGACAGAAUGCAUUAUCUUCGAAUCGCUGGUUACGCUCCAGACUCGCAGGAAAUCCAGGCUCUUGUUUCUGAUCCUAAAGUAAGUUUGGAGGAACCAUCUUUUCAAGUGGAGACAGACUCACCAACAAGUGAGCAAGUUGACUCAAAUUCUAGCAUGAAAAUUAAGGACCAAACAGAGGAAGAAAUGUUGGAUGAUACGGAAGAAGAUAUGGUAGAACCAAGUACUUUGACUGAUAAUGUUGCUAGUGAACAAAAUUAAUGUUUUAUCCUUAGUUUCACCAUAUUGUGUGAUUGUUUGUGAGGUAACACCUUGUGAAAGAACAUCAGAAGCCUGGAUUCACCCAGCCAAGGACAGCUGUGGUUUUCCAUCACAAGACUAUUUCAUGGUAAAAAGAAGAGUUUGGAAUUGUAGACAAACUUGAAAAUGUUUAAUCCAUUUUUUGAAUGCACAAUCUUGAUUACAUGGUACUUAUUAUAAACAGAGAAAUUUUAUCUGAGACCAAGUUUUCAAGUAUACAAGCAAACAUAGUUUAACUGAGAAAAUGAAAUUUAAUUCAUUACCAGAAUCUUACAACAGCAGCAAACUU
This is a messenger RNA of Dendronephthya gigantea, 2935 nucleotides long. RefSeq names its product tRNA (cytosine(34)-C(5))-methyltransferase-like. Gene Ontology annotation, molecular function: tRNA (cytidine-N5)-methyltransferase activity; tRNA binding. The coding region runs from base 202 to 2607 and encodes 801 amino acids. Gene Ontology annotation, cellular component: nucleus; cytoplasm. Lineage: Eukaryota; Metazoa; Cnidaria; Anthozoa; Malacalcyonacea; Nephtheidae. The transcript is spliced from 21 exons. Gene Ontology annotation, biological process: tRNA methylation. The record is from RefSeq and is a predicted model, not a curated record.